This is a messenger RNA of Caenorhabditis briggsae, 708 nucleotides long. The transcript has 3 exons. The coding region runs from base 1 to 708 and encodes 235 amino acids. Gene Ontology annotation, molecular function: transcription coregulator activity. The record is from RefSeq and is a predicted model, not a curated record. NCBI's taxonomy places the organism in Eukaryota, Metazoa, Nematoda, Chromadorea, Rhabditida, Rhabditidae. Gene Ontology annotation, biological process: regulation of DNA-templated transcription.
AUGGAUGAUCAAGAACUACCUGACAUCAUUAUUCCAAAUCCUCUACCUAUGAAAGCUCGUGAAGACCUGAUGGAGAAAAUUGUGAGCGUAGUCGUUCCACACCCCAACAUCAAUGCCAAUUAUGAUGCUAGGAUGAUAGAGCUCAAAGAAUAUGUGAAGUAUCUGGAGAAGAAGGCGUUCGAAAGAGCACAUUCUAGAGAUGAGUAUUAUGCGAUGCUGGCAAGACUCAUGUACCGAAUGCAGAAACUUCUGGAAAUGCGACCGAGAAGAGCCGACAGCAAUGAUCCAUAUGGCGACAUCCCUUUGUCCCACGAACUCGCUGAUUUCAUGGGUCUCACACAAGAAGAGCUUGAGGAAUUUGAUGAAGAGCAGAACCCGCAAGGUCCAUCGGCAGCUGAUGAAGCUAUAGCAAAAUCAACAAUCACCCCAAAACUUCGUCGGACUGUUGUGGAUAAACUGGGCUCGAUGCUAUUCCCACCACCAGAUCCAUUUGCCUACCUGGAAGGUCGUAUGGACUCCAUAACAAGGAAGCUGGAGAAAAUUGAAGCGAAGGCAUACAAAGAAUGUGAUGAUCGGGACGAAUAUUAUAAUAUGGUAUCUCUACGUGCUUAUCGUCUUCAGAAGGAGUACAAAAAAUCAGGAAAAUCAUAUUUGGAUCGUAUAGUCCGGUAUCCAGUUCUUGUCAUUCGCACUGAAGUCGUUGAAUGA